This is a messenger RNA of Pygocentrus nattereri (red-bellied piranha), 3369 nucleotides long. It is a transcript of the gene kctd12.2, whose product is annotated as potassium channel tetramerisation domain containing 12.2. The transcript has a single exon. The coding region runs from base 314 to 1138 and encodes 274 amino acids. Gene Ontology annotation, cellular component: postsynaptic membrane; presynaptic membrane. Gene Ontology annotation, biological process: regulation of G protein-coupled receptor signaling pathway; protein homooligomerization. The record is from RefSeq and is a predicted model, not a curated record. Lineage: Eukaryota; Metazoa; Chordata; Actinopteri; Characiformes; Serrasalmidae. Gene Ontology annotation, molecular function: protein binding.
CCGCUGCCCGUCACUCUCCUCCUCCCACACUGCUCUGCUCUCCAGCGCUACAUAAACAAAGCCUGGGCAGAAGAAGGAGGAAAAGCAGCGGGAGACAAGGAGGAACAGCGAGCAGCCAGAGCGCUCUCACUCUUCCUGGAGCCCUCGCUCUGCUUACCGAGGACGCGCGCGCGCAAAGACAGACUCUCCGGCUCCUCGCGCGCAAAAUCACACGACAGCAGCGGCACCGCUGCAUUCUCUCCGCGCCCGGUAACGGAGGACGCGCGCGCACGCACCCUCACUUCCACACGCGCGCGCGUGCGAGGACUGUACGAUGGCUCAGCAGCGCAAAAACGACCCAGGCUCGUUCCCGGAGCUGGUGGAGCUAAACGUUGGCGGACAGGUGUACGUGACGCGGCGGGCCACCCUCGUCUCGGUGCCGGACUCUCUGCUCGGACGCAUGUUCGGUCAGCAGAGUCCCUCGGAGCUCAGCACGGACACCAAGGGGCGCUUCUUUCUGGACCGCGACGGCUUCUUGUUCCGCUACAUCCUGGACUACCUGCGCGACGGCAACCUCGUGCUGCCCGACUACUUCCGCGAGCGCGCCGGGCUGCGCCGGGAGGCCGAGUUCUUCCAGCUGCGCGACCUGGCGCGGCGUCUCGCGCCGCUGGUCAGCAAGGAGAACUCCAUCGGCGACGAGGCGCAGGGCGAGCACGAGCAAGAGCACGACGAGGGCGCGCUCGCGUCCACGUCCACGACCACGACGUCCAGUCUGAACGACCCCCGCUCGCCCUCCCUCAAGUGCGGCUACAUCACGAUAGGCUACAGGGGCUCGUACACGAUCGGCCGCGACAUCCAGACGGACGCCAAGUUCCGCAGGGUCGCGCGCAUCACCGUGUGCGGCAAGACCUCGCUGGCCAAAGAAGUGUUCGGGGACACGCUCAACGAGAGCCGAGACCCCGACCGACCUCCGGAGCGCUAUACCUCGCGCUACUACCUCAAGUACAACUUCCUGGAGCAAGCUUUCGACCGGCUGGCCGAAGCGGGCUUCCGAAUGGUCGCAUGCAGCUCCACGGGCACGUGCGCCUACACCAGCAGCGACCCCAACGAGGACAAGAUCUGGACGAGCUACACCGAGUACGUGUUUUGCAGGGAAUGACCAAAAACAAACAAUCGAAAAGUGACCACUCUGUAGGACUCGAGGACUCAGAAUCUUACCUUUGAUUUUAUUUUUCCACCAUUGAAAAACACACAUGUUGUGAAAGAGUAUCAGUCAAUGCGCAGAGAAGAGGCAGCGGUGGGUAGACCUGCCCCGAAACACCCCUGAGUGAAAACAGGACGAUGGCCUAGCCACCAAAUACAAGCUAAGGAAAAAAGUGGGUCCAACUACAGAAUUCUGUUGUUUUUCAUGAUUUGUUUAAGUGGAAUAUUUUUUUAUUUGAGGCAGAACCUCCUUGUCUUAUUCAUUGACUUAAACAGGUGGGCAUAGAAGAAGCAGAGGUGGGUGGAACUGCUUAAAACAAGCUGAAGUAAGACUAAGACCACUUCUAAAAAAUAAAGAUUGGUCCAAAAACCAAUGUUUUGUUUAUUAUUAUUCUUAGAAUUUGAGGCAGAACCUUUUUAUCUUAUUCAUUGAGGUAAAAAAAACAAACAAACAGUGGGUAUAAAAGAAACAGAGGUGGGUAGAACUGUCUGAGCAUCACCCUCAAGUAAAAAGUAAGAAGAAAACCUCUCUGCUACCAAAAAAAGGGAAGAUCCAAAAACUACAGAAUGUAAAAUCUUACUAGUUGAAGCAAAAUCUUAUUGUUAAGAUAAGGUUUCCUUAUUUAUGGAGGUGACAACAAAUUAUGAGAGAGAGAGUUAUCAGUGUGCAGAGAAGAAGUAGAGGUGGGUAGAACUGUCAGAAUUGUCCCUAAUGCUACAAAACACAUCGUAAAAGUAAAAGUGAAAGGACCAAAAACCACCGAAUUUUACUGUUUGUGCUUCUCAUUUUGCGAGUAAACUCACACUUUGUGAGAUAUAAUCACUGCACAGAGAGGCAGCCAUGGCAAACAUGACCUAAAUGCCACCCUCCGUCACUUCUGUGAAAUAAGCACCCAAUUAAGACUAAAAGUAGCUCCCAGAAACCAGCUUGGGUGAAAAAGCAUUAAUCCUAUGGUUGAUUUCCCUUCACUGAGUCAAUCCCAGUUGUGCAAGAACAUUAGUGCACAGUGAGAAAGCAGAAGUGGGCAGAAAACAUCCUGAAGUAAAAAUGAUUACUUCCAUUAUAUUAUGACUCAAGUAGAUGUAAAAAUAGACACCAGAAGUGCUUGCGCAAAAAAAAGGCCAAUGGCCUAAAAAAGUCUUCAGGUGCUGAGUUCAGAAAGUCAGAGGAACAUGCAGCGUCUUUCAGCAUAGGGCCUGAAAUUUGUUAAGUUCUUUCUUCUCUUUUUCGGAUCCUGUUGGCCUCAUGCUGAGCAGAUGAGAAUGAUAUCAAACCCGAAAAAGGAUUUGAUGACUAAACUGCACAUGACUGAAAUGGAACUGAGUAAAAUGCAGAUCCUCUCUUCACAAGCCUACUUCAGUAGAAGUAUUAGCUCUUGAACAUACAAAGUACAAACCAAUCCAGAUUUGACCGAAGCACAUGGAGCUGAGUAGAGGAGCUAGUCAAGUUGCUGGUUCCUACCUCUGCAGAUCAGUAUAAGUGUGUUCUGUGUUUUGGCCGAAGUUGAAGGAUUAGCUGGUGGUGAUAUACAAUGUUUAGCUUAAACAGUUCAGUGAACUCUACUAACAUUCCUGAGAAACCAGAAACAGACGGGCCUGUCUAGACAGAUUUGGAUGUGGAAAAGACAAGUAAUGUUCCCUGUACUGUCACACAGCACGGCUAUGUAUUGGAUACAUUGGAGGAAAAUUCAUAAAAGUUUCUGAAUUACCUAAAAGAAUCAGCCCUCAUGUUCCACCCACUGUCAGACAUGUCAGGCUCAGAGGCAUCUAUUCCUCUUUAUGCUCUGCAGCACUUACUAUUUUAGUGUUUCUCAUACUGUUUUCCAGACAUUUGCCCUCUUUCAAUCCUCCCACUGGACUUUUAUUUUCUGCUCACACAGAAGAUGAGGGUCUCCCUUAUUGACAGUUGUUUCUGGCAAUAUUCCAGCAUGAGCUUUGGUUUCUACUUGAUGGUGUAAGAUAACAUCUGGCUCAUGCGAAAUCAACUUUUGCAGUUUGGUUUUGUUUUAUCUGACAGUAGUUCCUCAAACUGGACCCUUACAUAAGGUUAUUUUUAACCCAUUUUUCCCAUCUGAAGUAAACAAUGUGAUUUUUUUUUCCUCUGCACUUGUAUAUUUGAAAUCUUGAACUUUUGCCCAUACUGUUCAUCUGUAAGACCCAAAGAAUAAAUUAAGUAUGAAAGAUGUU